AGAGAUACAAGGAAUUUCUCCGAUGAAUCACUUGAACCCUCAGGCUCGGGCAACCUCUGAUGACAGCGAUUACCUCCAACCUGCUUUGAGUUCUCCGCCACCGAUUUUUUGGUUACUGAUGACGAGGAACCCGCAAGGGAGCCCUCUGAAAUUACCUCUUAUCCACCGCGGAACAAAGCAAAAGGAUGCUACUCCCAGACCCAGCAGCAGUGUUCAUCCUAGAGGGCAAGGAUGCUCUGAAGGGGAAGGGAAUGAUAAAUGGAAAUAUGAAGGCUUGGCACGUGGACCUUGGGAGCUGUUGAUUUGGACAUUAGCCUCAGGUUCUCCUCAGCAACAUGGGUGCUGGAAAAUCAAGCCUGGAAUUGCGCAUUGUCAAGGCCCAAUUUCUUGAAUUCCAGUACUACAUAAUAAAUGCAGUUUUCUGUUUCCUAAUGCGGGAUAUUUCAUGCAUGGGAACCAAAUGGUUUGAUUUUGAGCUGUGGAACUCGCAGUUUUAUAUUUUAACAUAUAUCAUAGUGUUUUUUGGCCAAGAUUAUAGUUGUAUGAGUGUUAAAUAUUUUUGCUUAAGACUUUGUAUCUAGCUAUAUAUUUUGCCUUAGCAAAUUUUAACCAUCUGCGGUUUUAUUUUAUCUGUUUGAUUUUUUUCUUUUUUUUUUGGCCAAACUAGAGGUUGAUCUUUAAAGUACUUAAAACUAGAAUGUAAAUAUAUUUAAGGUAUGUAC
This is a messenger RNA of Rubroshorea leprosula, 722 nucleotides long. The record is from the annotation of a GenBank genome assembly. NCBI's taxonomy places the organism in Eukaryota, Viridiplantae, Streptophyta, Magnoliopsida, Malvales, Dipterocarpaceae.